ACAGCUCAUAUCUUUCUUUCACUCCCCUCUCUCUCUCUUCUCUGCAGAUUUUUUCUACUGCAAAGAGGAGAGAAACCCCAAAGAGAAGGAAGAAGAAAUCAAAGAGGAGGAGGAAGAAGAAGAAACCCUAACGAAAGCCUUUUGUAUUCUCUUUCAAUGGACUACGAGAAGCCUCCCACUGCCACUACUACUACUUUCUCCAGGAAGAUGACUAACCGUAGCCACAGCCACAGCCACAGCCUCAGCUUCAGCGCAAAUGCCGUAUACGACGGCGUCUUCUCUUCUCCGGCGGCGGCGACGACCACUGCGAGGUCGUCUCCUCUCGUCGAUUACGGCGAGAUAUUCCGCGGCUCCGGUCCUUCUCCGUCUUCGAUUCCGUUUCUCGAUGUCCCCGAGCUCAACGCUGGUAAGGUUAAGGUCGACGUGAGGAGCUCGAAGCUCGACUACUCUUCCGUGUUUGGAGGUUUCGGAGCUUGCGAUUUCGCCGUUACUCCCGACGAAGUGAUCGUCAAGCCUUUAAAAGAGAAGAAGAAGGAUACAAGGAAUCGUAGGAAAGGUGGAAGCUCUUCUGAUGAGGUCAAGAAUCUAACUUCGUCACCUGAGAUGGUUAGGAUGAAGCACUCUGAUAUAUUAUUACACCAGACCGGUGAGAAGAAUGGGACUACUCAUCUUACUCAAGUCCCCGCUGUGCCUGCUCCUAGUCCUACUCAACUCGUUGGUGAGGUUAGUCCGUUGCAGAAGAUUGGCCAGGGCAGUGAGAAGGGGACUACUUAUGUUACUCAAGUCCGCGCUGUGCCUGAUCCUUGUCGUACUCGACUGGUUGAUAACGUUAGUAGUCCGUUGCUGAAGAUUGUCCACGGGAGUGAGAAGGGGACUACUCCUUCUGCUCAGGUUCCUGUUGUGGCUGCUCCUGCUCAAGUGGUUGAUAACACGAGUCUGUUGCCGAAGGUUGAGAGUGAAACACGUAUUCCAUCAGUUGAGAAGAAGCCGUGUAAUGAGGAAGUCCAGGCUUCUAGAAAGCGGAGAUCUAAAACUGAGGUAGAUUUCGAGAAGGUCUUUGCUCGAGAUGAAUUCAGUAAGCGUGAUAAUUCCACGUGCAAGAUUGAUACAAUUGCUGAACGUCGGGAUUUGAAGCCACCUUCCAGCUUGCUGCAGCGUACACUCAACGGUGAAAAUAGAGCUUCUGAGAGAUUUAUGGGUUUCAGUUCAGGGCUUCCGGAGAAGUUUCAUGAAGCUGAAGAUGAUGAUUCUCCGAGUUCACCUCCAUUCUUUGAUGCUGAAACAGAUAUAGAUUCUUCUGCUGCUGAGUCCUCUGCGGCGUUGAAAAAGGCUUUAGAAGAGGCUCAAGUGAGAAUGAAUAUUGCAAAACAAAUGAUGGGAAGGAAGAAAUCAGGCUUUCGUACUUCUGCAAAACUGAAAUCUUGUGAUGAGUCCCCAAAAGUUGAAGGAAAAACCACCGAAGCUGUGGGAAGUUCUCAAGUUGAAGACAAAAGGGACGAAGAAGUUGAAGAAAAACUACAAGAAAGCAGUUCUCAAGUUGAGGACAAAAGGGACGAAAAAGUUGAAGAAAAACUACAAGAAAGCAGUUCUCAAGUUCUCGGUGAAGUGGUGAACUCUUCCGAACAAUCAUUUUCAAACGAGGGAGAUCAGCAUGCAAAAAGAGCACGGAAGCAGUGGGAAGUUCCUGAAGGGAUUUUAAAUUCAACCCCUGACCAUAAGCGGGAAGAAGUUGAAGAGCAAGAAGUGGUGAAGCUAGAAGAGGAACAAGCCAAAAAAGCUCGUAAACACUGGGAGUUACCUGGAGGGAUAUUCAAAUCAGUUAUGAAUAAUAGUAAGCAGCAGGAGACAGAAAGCAUUGCACCAGCCAAACCUGAAACUGAUACGAAACAAGAGGUGCAACCAUUGACUGAAAAUUCCUUCUAUACAUUUGGACACCUGGGUAGUAAAUUAAAAUGUGUUGUAGAGGCCUUCACGGGGAGCAAGGUUUCACAAAAAGAUGAGACACAUGCAACAGAGGAGGAAAAAUCUAUCCUCCCUCAAAUGGUUCACUGUGAAGAAGGCGACUCACAAGAGAUGUUAGCUGGUAUUCCAGUCACGGAAGCUAACUUUAGGGAAGCGGAGGAGAUCCAGCAACAAACUGACAGUCAAGGCGAAACCAGACAAGAAGAGAUGUCUGAAUCCACUUUUGUCGAAGGUUGUUCGCAGAAGAUGGAGAAAGAAACAGGAUGGCAAGUUAAAAGUGCUUGCGAGUCCGAAGAUGGACCUGACUGUGGUGUGAAAGAUUUCCAAGAGAACCCUCACCUAACUUACAACUUUCCAGAUCAGGAGGGUGAGAAGGAGAUAGUUUCUGGGCCGCAAGAGAUGUUAGCUGGUCCUGAUGAUACCAAAACAGAUGCAAGGGGAGUGGAAGAGAUUCCAACACCUAAUGAGAGUUUGAGCAAAACUCAAUUAGAUGAAAGUGUUGGAACUAUGGUGUCUUUUGUGACAGAAAGUACUCCUGAGCCAGAAAACAUACACGAGGAGACAGAGCACAAGGCUCCCAGGCGAAGAAGAGUUUGGAAAACCUCUGAAGACGUCUACAAUAUGAUAAGGGCCCCGAAGGGAAACAAAAGGCAUUGGCAGCUACCAAGUGUGGAAACAGAAACUACACAGAGGUCAUUUCAAAUGGAAGGUAUAAGGAUCCAUGAUACUGAAGAAGCAGAAAGCACAUCUGAGCAAGCUAGUGAUUCAGGAUUGCAAGAAAAUUGGACCGUUCUUAAACAAAUGUUUAGGCAGAUGUUCCAGACAGCAGAUACUACUAAGGGCGAGGAUGAAACUUAUUGCUUAGUGGAAUCUGAAAAGGAUCAUAUUGAAAUCCAUCAAAAAGCUGGAGACGAGAAUGGAAAAGAAACUUCUUACCGCCAGAUUACUGGUACAGAUAGAUAUGAACAGAAUGAAGUGGAGACGGAGUAUAAAGCCUACGCACAUAUGGAGUCGGAAGAAGAAGCAAACUGUAGAGAAGAGGAAGGUAAAGUAGAAGUGCCGGAUGCUACUGGAAUGGCUAGUGACCACGAAGGUGAAUAUGUGCCGGAAGUAUUUGAAGAAGCUGGCUGGACUCAAGGACUUUCUGAACUUGAUGAGAGCAGAGAGCAUCCAGAUUCUCGUGCUGAAAUGCUUGAAUAUGAUCGUAGUGAGACGGAUUCAAACAAAUCUUGCGAGAAAUUUGAUCAAACGCGGGAACUAGCAGCGGAAACCAAGAACGAUUGUAGCAUAGAUACUGACACGAGCAGGUCAUCUUUUGAAACUAGACAAGGUGAUUCACAUACUGAGGAGGUUGGCUUAGAGCAAGAUGUCAGGGACCAAUUCCAUGAAAAAUACAGCCCUGCGAGUAGCACCCAAGAGCACGUUGAAGAAAUAGAUUCUGAUUCAAUUCAAAGUGGUUGGAGCGCUGUAGAGGAUGAAGAUAAAAUCAAGUCUUUUGUAGAGGAAAGUUUGGCAGGUCAUCUACAGGAUGGAGGGGCAAGUAAGGUUGGAGAAAUAGAGGAAACCAAAGAAGAAUCUGAUGAAAUGGAAACAAGUAUUGGUGAAGAGAAUAGUGAAGAUAAGACAGAACAAGAGCACCUGUUUGAGUGUCAAAAGGAGGAAAUAGAUCGAAACAAUGUAGAGCCAGCCGAGUCUUUGCCGAAAGGAGACGAAAAAGUUGGCACAUCAACGGAUAGAAACAUGAAAGAAAAGGAGGGAGAGGAGAGUAGUCGAUCAUCUAUGGAAGAAGAGGGAGAUGGUAGUUCUGAUGCUUCACAAAAAGAAGCAGAGCGAGUUGAGAAACAUCUGAAAAAGAAAGAUGAAGCAAAAGAGAAAGAAAGAGAGAGAUCUAUGGUAGAAAGAGCUAUCCGUGAGGCCCGGGAAAGAGCGUUUGCUGAUGCUAAGGAAAGAGCAGGAAAAGCCGCAAUGGAGAAAGCAAAGGCGAGACCUCCCCGAAGAGUGGCUUCUGAUGGUCCAAGGAGAUCAGAGAAAGCAUCUGUUGAGGUAAAUGAUAAGUUAUCGUCAGCUGAGAAGGCUUCAAUGCAAGCUAAACUCAGAGCCGAGCGUGCUGCUGUGGAAAGAGCACUCUCUGAGGCCAGAGAACGUGCCCUAGAAAAAGCAUUGUCCGGUAAGUUCGAUACUUCUCAAACAAAAAGUUAUGGUGGCAGCAAGUCAUUUGGCUCCUCUGGUGAUAGACGAGGCUCGUCAUCUUCUCAGGGUACAGAAAACAAAAGUUCGGGUCCGUCUAGUUCUUCAAAUCAGACUGCGAAAGGUGAGCCAAUCCAGAGAUGCAAAGCUAGAUCUGAGAGACACCAGAGAACAUCUGAGCGUGCGGCAGAGGCUCUUGCAGAGAAGAAACUUCGUGAUCUCAAAGUCCAGAAAGAGGAGGCAGAGAGAAAUAGGCUUGCGGAAUCUCUUGAUGCUGAUGUAAAACGGUGGUCGAAUGGAAAGGAAAACAACUUGCGGGCAUUGCUCUCAACACUCCAAUAUAUACUUGGAGCAGAGAGUGGAUGGAAACCAAUUCCUCUAACUGAUCUUGUUUCAAGUGCUUCUGUGAGAAAAGCUUACCGAAAGGCAACUCUUUACGUUCAUCCCGACAAGCUUCAGCAACGUGGCGCAUCCACACAACAGAAGUACAUUUGCGAAAAGGUUUUUGACCUUCUCAAGGAAGCGUGGAACAAAUUUGGUGCAGACGAACGAUAAGCAAAGAUGGUGUGAACCUUUUACCCUAUUGUCAGCAGUGACCCUAAGAAUCAGAACUAACCAGCUCAAGAACCUAAACAAGUAGCUAUGAUAUGGGAUGAAGACAGAUCUAGAGAUGUAAUAACCAAUAAUAUAAAUAUUUGUAUUCAUGAGUCAUAAUAAUAUAUAAAAGUAGAAGCUCAUUCUUA
Molecule: messenger RNA, 4892 nt
Organism: Raphanus sativus (radish)
Lineage: Eukaryota; Viridiplantae; Streptophyta; Magnoliopsida; Brassicales; Brassicaceae
Product: auxilin-like protein 1
Exons: 8
Coding region: 157-4704 (1515 amino acids)
Biological process (GO): clathrin-dependent endocytosis; clathrin coat disassembly
Cellular component (GO): vesicle; intracellular membrane-bounded organelle; cytoplasm
Molecular function (GO): clathrin binding
Source: RefSeq, a predicted model, not a curated record